UCUGACGUAGCAACACCUUUAACAAAAAAACCUUACAAACAAAAUUAAAGAAGAAACGAGCAAAUAAAUUAACAAAUUCACUUUCGGCUGUAAAUAAUUGGAAUCGUGUCGUGUUGCACUGAAAAUCACUUGUAAAUUGUUGUGUCAUUAAUUGCGCAAAGACAAAAAACAAAUAACCAAAAGUCGACACAGUGCGCUGAUUGUUGACUCAAAUUAAAAGUGCGACAAAUUUUCAUUUUUGUUUAUUUUUGGUUUCGAUAACAUUUUGCUCGACUUGUCAGCCUCUCUAAAAAAUGCCCUUAAAACGUAUCCGUACAAAAAGUGGAAUCUAAUUAAAUAAAUUGCAAACAUCAGACUAAUUCCAGUCACCAAUAUAUAGAUUCUAUCUGGUGAGAGAACCCAGAACAGGAAACAAUUGGAUUCGUCUGAGAAAUUGAAAACGUACAUAAAAAUGGAGCUGGCCAACACAAAGCGGUUCGUUGUGGAGGACUCAAUUACCAAGGUGACUUCCGAUGGAGAACCGCACGGAAUGAUGACCAUGGUGGCUGGAUUGUCUGGACUUUUGGCGGCCAUUAUCAUUUUGGCCGUUCUCGUGUCCAUGGUGUCCUGUCGCAAGCAAAGGAGCAAAUCCAAUCGUAACAGCAACAGCUCUAAGAAUGUUGUACCCAUGACCAGUGUUCCGCAGGAUCAGCCGCAGUUGGCUGGCAAUUUAAAUGCAGCUUUUGCCGAAAGCACCCUGACCUUGGAUAAGGAUAAGGACAAGGAUGCCCAGUGGCGACCCACUUCGGUGGUGGUGGUGGAGCGGUAUUAGCUUACAGGGAAUAUAUACAUAUACGACUAUAACCACAUCCCACAACGGAAGCGGAAGGGCACGUGAUGUUUUUUGUAAACGUUUGAGACUGAGACUUAGCCUUAGGAUUUCCAUUACCAUAUUUGAUCAUUUAUGGUUUUUUUUUUUUGCUUGUUGAAAU
This is a messenger RNA of Drosophila eugracilis, 971 nucleotides long. RefSeq lists its product as uncharacterized. The transcript has 4 exons. Bases 452 to 811 code for a protein of 119 amino acids. Lineage: Eukaryota; Metazoa; Arthropoda; Insecta; Diptera; Drosophilidae. The record is from RefSeq and is a predicted model, not a curated record.